Didymodactylos carnosus is the source of this 666-nucleotide messenger RNA. The record is from the annotation of a GenBank genome assembly. Lineage: Eukaryota; Metazoa; Rotifera; Eurotatoria; Philodinida; Philodinidae.
AUGGAGAAAAUAGGAUUCGCCGAAAUUGAGUUUAUUAUCAAAGAGUUUCGAUCGAAUACUAGAACACUAAUUCAACAAGAAAAUUUGGCGAACGAAUUGUUUCUACGAGUAAAACAAUAUCUUCCUCAAAAAUGGCCGGGACAUGAAAAUACUUCGCAUUGGGAUCUCGGUGUAAUUAAUGAACAAAUACGAUUCUGCAAAUAUGAGCCGGGUCAACAUUUUUCUCCUCAUUUCGAUGGUGUUUUCAAACGAGACUUUAUGGAGCAAAGUCAACUGACAAUAAUGGUAUAUUUGAAUGACGAAUUUGAUGGUGGAAAUACAAAUUUUUUAGAUGAAAAACGAAAGCAGGCUGAUGGCACACAUGUAUGUCUCAAAGCACUCAAACCGCAAACUGGAAUGGUACUCAUAUUUCAACAUGACAUGUAUCAUGAAGGGGAAAAAGUGAGCAAUGGAAAAAAAUACAUCAUGCGAAGGUAAUCGUCUCGGUCAUCUGACUCUGUUACUGAAGUGAAAGAUAGUAUUUACUUUGAGCACCAAAUUCCGUUCCAAAUGGUCAGACCGCUGGUUGCUUUUUGAAUAACUUUUGAUAGGAAUGAGAUAGAGACCUGCGAUUUUCGCUGUUCAAUAGCCAAGACUUGAGCAGAACUUUCCACAAGCGCAAACAAC